Messenger RNA from Paramecium primaurelia, 3452 nucleotides. NCBI's taxonomy places the organism in Eukaryota, Ciliophora, Oligohymenophorea, Peniculida, Parameciidae. The record is from the annotation of a GenBank genome assembly.
AUGUAUUAGUAGCGUAGCACUGUUGGAUAGUCUAUAUUCUAAAAUGAUAUUCCCACACAAAACAUUAACCCAAAUGAUGUUAUGAUGUAAAAUAUGAUGAAAAUGUUUUAAUCUCAAAUGAUUUCAAUGAUGCAAAGUCAUUCAUCUGGUAUAGAGAUAUAUUUAUGAAGGAUUCGAUUUAGAGAAAUUUUAUAUGCAUAAAGUGAAUGAUAUGAAUUAGUUUUAUAAUUAAGUGAAACCAGAUGAAUGUCAAUUGUAAUAAACCUCCCAAUUCAUUAAUGCAUAUAAUCCAAAUAAAUAUUAUGAAGUAUCCCAAAUAAUAAUAUUAGGAAACUUAUACAAAUACUAAUAGAUAGCUUAAUUUUGAUGAUAUUCCAGUUUCAAAUAAUAACUAAAAUGAAUUCAAUGAUUACAAUCUUUAAUAAAAUGAAUACUAUAAUCAAUAAAAGAAUAAUAAUCUAGAGUAGAAAUCAAGAGGUUAGUAAAAAUAAGUUGAAAGAGGAUAUAAUAAUCAAUUUGAUGAGGAUUAAAAUUCAAUUAAGUAAUCAUAAAACAAUUUUGAUAAUGAAGAUUAUAAUAGAAAUUAAUCAAGGUAAUUUAUGAAUUCAAGCAUCAAUUAGAAACAAACUAAUAAUAAUGAUCAAUAAAAUACUAAAUAUUAUAAUUAAAGAAAUUAAAGUAAUGAAAACAAUUAUCAAAAAAAUCUCAAUAGAAGUACUUAUAUUAAUGAAGAAAACUAAUAUAGAAAAUAAUCUAAUCCUUAUGAUGAAAUGCCAAUAAAACCAAUGCAAUAAAAUUAAUUUGAGGAUAAUAUGAUUAAUCAUAAAUAGUUAGAAGAUAUUUCAAAUACAAUAAAAAAUGAUGAAAAUUAUAGAAAAAAAUCAGAAAUUUAAUAAGAUAUAUAAAGAAAAAAUAGUUAAUUUGAUGAAUAACCAAAAAAAAAAUUGAAUUAUUAAAAUUCAUAUGAUACAUUUGAUGAAAUGCCAAUUAAACCUACAAAAAUAAAUAUUUUUGAUGAUAUUCCAGUAAAGCCUGGAAAAUAGAAUUAAUUUGAUGAUAUUCCUAUAAAACCUGGAAAAUAAAAUUAAUAUGAUGAAAUUCCAAUAAAACCAGCUAAUUAAAAUUCAUUUGAUGAAAUUCCUAUAAAACCAGCUAAAUAAAAUACGUAUGAUGAAAUCCCUAUAAAACCUACAAAAAAAAAUUCAUUUGAUGAAAUUCCAAUUAAAUCCAAUUAUCAGAAUUCAAUAGAAGAUUAAACUAUUGGAUAUUCAAAAUAAAAUAAUUAAGUGAAUGAUAGAGGAAAACAAAAUUAAAAUAUGAAAUAAUAAUAAAAGAAUAUUGUUGAGGAUAAUCAAAUAAAAACAUAUAAAAAUUAUGAAGAAAUAUAAAUAAAAACAACAAAAAAUUAAAAUUUUGAUCCUUUGCCUGAAAGAAAUCCUAUUUAAAAACAACAAAUAGAUAAUUAUGAAUAAAAUAAUGAAUAAUAAGGAAAUGUUAAGAAAAAACCAUUUUUAAAAAAAGGAACAAGAUAAUUUUUAUCAAAUGCAUAAUAAAGAUCAGAUAUUGCAAAAAAAGAACAUGCUGAAAUUAUGAAAGAAAAUAAUGCAAUAAAUAAUACAAUUAUGCAAAAUUAAAAUUGUUAAGGAAAAUCUUAAAAACCAUCCAAUCCUUAAAGAUUUGAAAAAUAAGAGUAAAGAGAAGUUUAAAAUAAAAUGAAACGAUCAGAAACACCAAAAGAAUAACCAAAACCAAAAUAAUAAAAUUAAUAAUAGUAUUGUUAAAAAUAAAAAGAACAUUAAAAAUAAUAAGAAAUUUAACAUUCAUCUCAUCAUUACAGUAAGGAUUAUUAGUUUGAUAAUAAUGAAGAUUUUAUUAAAGAUUAAGUUUCUUAAAAUUAAAAAAUCAGUUCUUCUUAUUUUGGUUUAAAAAAAGAAGUUAAAGAUAACAAAUUUGAAAAAUCAAAUCAUUCUGAAAGUGAAGAAGAAAGUACAAAAAAUUAAGUUUAAGAUAAAAUUAAUAAUCUUAAUAUGGAAAUAGCUAAAUUUAAGAGUGAAAAUGAUAAAUUAAAGAAAACAUAAGGAAAAUAUGAAGAGUUAUUAAAACAAUUAUAAAGAGAAAGGGAUGAAUGGGAAAAAUAAAAAGAAAAUGAGAAAUUAUAAUUAGAUGAAUGGAAAGAAGAAGAGAGAAAAAAGAUGUUGAGGGAAAAAAGAGUAUUUGAAAGAUAGGCAAAAUCUAAUUAAAAUAUUCCUAAUAGAAAAGAAAGAGAAGAAAUAGAAUCACUUAAAUAACAAGUUUAAAAAUUGCAGGAUGAAUAAAAAUUAAAAGAUUAAAAAAAUAAAUUAGCUUAUGAUAGAAUUAAAAAAUAAUAUGAAGAAGUAAAUCAAAAGAAUCAAGAUUUAUAAUCAGAACUUAAAUGUUUAGAAUUAAGACUAUUAGAAUAAAAGAAACCUUCUUAUGUUUAAUCUUAACCUUCUAUUUAACAAAGUAAAUCAUAAUAAAUAUAAAUAAAAUCAAAUUAAUCUGUUUUAUCUUCUAAUAAAGAAGUUCUUCCAUAAAAAUUAAGAAAUUAAAGUCCUUAAAGUAUUCCUGAUGAUUAAUCUUUGAAAUAAAAAACAAUAUCAAUAUAAGAUAAGAAAAGUUAUUAUUUAGAAGAUGAAGAUGAUUUUGAUAAUGAUGAAGAAGAACAAUUAAAAAAUGAUGAUGAUGAGGAGGAUGAUGAUAAUUAAAGUGAUGCAUUAUCUGAAAAAUAUGAAGAUAUAAUGGAAAAAUCAAUGACUUAAAAAUCUAAAAUUAAUAUUGUAAAUUAAUAAAAAUAAAAAAAGUAUGAUUUAGUAAGUAUGUAAGAAUAAGAUAUACCAUUUACUAUCAAAAAUAUUAAUAAUUUAAUUAGUGAAUAAGAAUUUAUAUAUGAUUAAAAUCGUUUUUAUUUAAUGUAUAAAAGGAAUAAAGAUAUGCCAUCAAAAAUAGUUAAUUAAAAUGUAGGUUAAGAUGGUAAAGUUUCUAGAUAAUAUGCAAAUGGAAAAAAGGAGGUUGUUUUUCAUAAUGGAGUCAAAAGAGAAGUAUUCCCUGAUGGAUAUGUAAUUGUUCAUUUUACAAAUAAAGAUGUAAAAUAGACUCUACCUAAUGGAACGAUAAUCUAUUUUUUUGCUGAUGCUCACACUACUUAAAUAACUGUAGCCAGUGGUCCAAAUGUAAGAUAUUUAUCUAAUUAUUAGAUUUAUAGAUUUUCGAAUUAAUAGAUUGAAAUCCAUUUUACAGAUGGCAGAAAGGAAAUUCGGUUUGGAGAUGGUACUGAAAAGUAUAUUUCAACAAAUGGGGAAGAAUAAACUUUUUUUAGUGAUGGUAUUAUCCAAAGAAUAGAUAGUAAGAAAGUAAAAUAAAUUGAAUAUCCAAAUGGAAAUAUUGAUAUAAUAUAUCCUGAUGGACAAAAACAAAGAUAAAUUAAAAAAUGA